AUGCACACCACUCUACUUGACCCGGGCAGUCAGGUGGACCUUAACUCGCGGGUUGAUCAACUCACACAGAAGGUCGAUGAUCAAAACAACCUGAUUGGCCAGCUACUCAGGCAGGUCAACUUGAAUCAAGGCCCCAACCUUGGACCCCGUGACGAGGAGAGGAGGGCACACGAGCAUGCUGGCGAGCAGUUUGAGAGGUCCCAGGCUAGUCAGACAAGGGCAAACCGGCAGGGAAGAGAGCGAGAUCGUGCAGACGAGACGCAGACAGCUGCGAGCCGUACUCUGAGCCGUUCGAGGCUAGGACCCAGGACCAAUGUGCUCGAGAGGCUAGGCCCACAAUCCAAUGUUCGUGCUCGCUUAGGUCCACAAGGAGCUCGAGUUCGUGAGCGGUCGCGGCGACAAGCUGUGGAGGGAUCCUCCCAAACUCAACCUUCUCUCCUGCCCCAUCGGCAGGGCAACCAAGGGGAUCGACCCUUGGGAGCAGAGAAGAAGUUAGCCAAUCACGUUCGAGGCACCGAAGACAUCGACCUGAACGACCUUCCUUGCAAGCAGAGGAUGACGAUCAACGCUCACCAGCCCGCUCGAGGUCCUACAUGCGGCGACAAGCUGUGGAGGGAUCCUCCCAAACUCAACCUUCUCUCCUGCCCCACCGGCAGGGCAACCAAGGGGAUCGACCUGAUGUGUUCAUAA
Prunus armeniaca (apricot) is the source of this 690-nucleotide messenger RNA. Lineage: Eukaryota; Viridiplantae; Streptophyta; Magnoliopsida; Rosales; Rosaceae. The record is from the annotation of a GenBank genome assembly.